AUGGCACUCCAACGACCACGCCAGUUUCCCACAACUGGUUUCGAAGUAGUAGGCCGAGGUCAGAAGCUCGAAGAAGAGAAACUUCCAUUCUACGUCCGAGAGGAAUACUACCCGAUGCAAAUAGGAGACGUCGUACAUGUCCACUAUCAGGUUGUCGCUAAACUUGGAUACGGCACAAACUCAACUGUUUGGCUAGCUCGCGAUCUUCGGGACGGCAAAUACUGGGCUCUUAAAGUGUAUAUAAAUACCUUGCUGCACAACCAGGAACUUCGCGUGUACAAGCAUCUUGCGAGCGCCCCGUCAAACACUCCAACUGAACUCGGCUAUGAUCAUGUCCGUCGGAGUCACGAAUCCUUUCAAAUAAGUGGCCCAGCUGGCAACCAUGACGUGCUUGUUAUGGAGCCGUUGGGAACGAGUUUGCAAACAUUCCAAAACUUGCAGAAAGAGGGUGUCUUUCCGCGCCAAUUCGUUACUGGCGCGCUGAUGCAAGUCCUUAUAGGCCUGAACUUUCUUUUUGAGGCGGAUGUACUCCAUACCGGCAAGUUCAUUGAUCUGCAUGCGGACAACCUUUUGAUCGCGCUCACAGACGAUUCAAUUCUCUCAAGGGUAGAACAGAACGAGAUCGACACACCCAGUGCGCGAAAGCGAGUAGAAGACACCAUUAUCCAUGUUUCUCAAUACAUUUUAGGAGCCCGAGGACCCCUGGUCAUUUCAGACUUUGGGCAAGCACGCAUUGGCGCUGAGCAGCACGGGAAUGCUAUGCCAAUACCAUAUCGCGCCCCGGAGGUGAUUCUAGGAAUGCCAUGGAACUCUGCAGUAGAUAGGUGGAGCGUUGGAUUACUGGCUUGGGAUCUUCUUGAGAAAGAGAAGCUCUUCCAAGUAUACGACAGCGAGUCCCAAGAACAUAACGAUGCCUGCCAUCUUGCAGCUAUGACUGCGUUGAUGGGUCCGCCACCUCCUGAAUUCUUAGAAAAGAGCACUGCAACCAGGAAAUACUGGGACAGCAAUGGAAAAUGGAUUGGGCCGGUCCCCGUUCCCACCGAGAGAACAUUCGAUGCUUUAGCCACAGCUCUAGUGGGAGAGGACAGAAAACUAUUUCUCAAUUUCGUUGAGUGUUUUGUGUGGUGGCUUCCUGAAGGGGGACGUUGCCAGACGAUGUUGAUUAAUGUCGCCUCUAUCAUUGCUGCAAGGAGUGGAAGUAAGGUAAGGAUUGGUAUGCACAAGGCUCUGGUUUCUGUAUACGGUGGGGUCUGGUGGGUUGUAUCAAGACACUUUCGAAAUGAUCACCUAGGAAAGGUUUAA
This is a messenger RNA of Cordyceps militaris CM01, 1302 nucleotides long. RefSeq names its product Protein kinase-like domain. The record is from RefSeq and is a predicted model, not a curated record. Gene Ontology annotation, biological process: protein phosphorylation. The transcript is spliced from 6 exons. Lineage: Eukaryota; Fungi; Ascomycota; Sordariomycetes; Hypocreales; Cordycipitaceae. Gene Ontology annotation, molecular function: protein kinase activity; ATP binding. The coding region runs from base 1 to 1302 and encodes 433 amino acids.